GCUACGAAACAUGUAUGUUUACUGGAAGCUAAUAUUUGGAGAGGACGCUUAUCUAUUCGGUGGUGAUUACAGCUAUGAAGACUACAACACAACAGACUAUCCAGACUAUCCAGACUAUCCAGAAUAUCCUGGCUAUGAUUACACGCUCACUGACUCAGAAAAAGCUCUAAACUACAUUACAGCAAUUCUGUUCGUAGCAUUCUUCCUUCUCUCCACUCUACUUAACCCCCUCCUGUUCUACUAUUACGACCUCUCCGAGAGCAAGGCUAACAGAUUGUUUAAGCUGCUUGCUGCUUCAGAUUUUAUAACAAAUCUGUUUGCACCAGUUUAUGCUGUCUUGAUGUUCAGCCCGAAGCUCUACUCUGGUUCCUCAACAAUCCUGCUCCAUGUUCGCCCCAUCGUGUGUGUGUUUGGCUGCUUCUCACAAAUCUUCACCGCAGUUCUGGCAAUAACCAGACUCCUUAGCAUAAUCAUGCCAUUCCUUCACUUGAGACAAAAGUACAUCUUUGGGUACAUCAUGAUCCAUAUCCUUUACAUGAUUGUGGCGAAUAUGACCUACUACGGGAUAGACGCGUUCUACGCGAAAGAGGACCUUACCGAACUCCUGGUAUCUGUAAUGAACAUAAUGGAAGAUGUGUGUUUCUGGUCUUAUUUCCUACACUGUAUGGUGGGAGUGGUAGCGUCCAUAGUAACGUUCCUGUUCCUGCUGGUGGAGCGAGGUAGGAAUCCAGCUACAGCUGAGAAGUAUCUGAGAAGUAGCAUCACACUCCUCCUCAUGAACCUGCCUUACAUUAUCACCAUGGUCCUCAUUGGUGGGAUUCAAUGGUCGGCAGCGUGGGGACUGAACAGCAGGGAGAUAGUGUUCGCGUGGGUUCCUAUUUUUACAUCUGCACUAGAUCCGGUGAUCGUGAUUGCUAGGAAGAAAGAAGUAAUGGAGAAGGUUGCAGCUGCUGUAAGGAGCAAAGAGGGACACUCCGUCUCGGGAACCAGAUCAACAAUGCUAUCUCAACAAGUUUAAAUCAUACUACUGCCUCUACAAUCAAGCUAAUAUGUACUACAAUCAAGUUAAGUUGUACUGUAUCAAAACCAACACUAUGACUAAACAAAUGAACAGAAUCUUGUGAUUUAUUUACAUUAUUAAUUUACAUGAUUUUACAGUUAU
Messenger RNA from Bolinopsis microptera, 1162 nucleotides. RefSeq lists its product as uncharacterized. NCBI's taxonomy places the organism in Eukaryota, Metazoa, Ctenophora, Tentaculata, Lobata, Bolinopsidae. The record is from RefSeq and is a predicted model, not a curated record. The transcript has 2 exons. The coding region runs from base 11 to 1018 and encodes 335 amino acids.